Zeugodacus cucurbitae (melon fly) is the source of this 2583-nucleotide messenger RNA. RefSeq names its product probable cytochrome P450 301a1, mitochondrial (gene Cyp301a1). Gene Ontology annotation, molecular function: oxidoreductase activity, acting on paired donors, with incorporation or reduction of molecular oxygen; monooxygenase activity; iron ion binding. The coding region runs from base 629 to 2365 and encodes 578 amino acids. Lineage: Eukaryota; Metazoa; Arthropoda; Insecta; Diptera; Tephritidae. The transcript is spliced from 9 exons. The record is from RefSeq and is a predicted model, not a curated record.
AAGAAAUUGAAAUCAGUUGACGGGAGACGUUCGAGAAGUAGCGUUGACGUCUGUUUUGGCAGCGGAUCAUUGGAAGGGGACUGUGAGUGGGCAACGGAGCCAUUGGCCGUGCAGAAAAAGUGAAACAUAAAAGUUGAUUUGUGCGAUCGGGAAGUGCUAUAACGUGAAUUAGACGUGUGUAGACUUGUGUGUACGUGUGUGUGUGGUGACUUUGAAUCGCGAGUGUUACAGUGACACAGUGCGUCGUUUGCCAAAUUGCUACUUUUAAGCGCCGCUGAAGUGUGCAUAAGCGCUUCGCGUCUCUUUCGUCGCUUUUGACAAUUACUCCGCGGACACCUUUUAUUUAUUUUAUUAAUUUAUUUCGCGUUCGCUGCCUGGAGCUGGCAUCUAACUUUUGUUAGAUUAUGUGAACGUUUAAUUGAGACGAAUUGGGAAUUUUGAUGAGUGCGCAACAACAAACACACAACAAAUAUUUCACUUUGUCAGCAUAGAGACAGCUUGUAGCUCUUUUCGUCGAAGCAUUCGAGUCGCGCGCAAAGAAAUUCACUUCCGACCACAACAAGUAAAACUUAAUUGCACCAAGUGAAGCAACUGCGGGUAGCUGCCAGACCGUAGAGCCGUAGACACAAUGAGCGGUGUGCGCGGAUUGUCUGUCAAUUUGUGGCGCAACAGCGUCAAUGGUAAUGCUGUUGCUGUUGGCGGCCGCAUUGUGGCAAGCGUCAAGUUCAACGAGAUCGGCGAUCAUCAGAAGGCCUUCGCCACCAAAUCCGGAGCGGUGUCUUCGGCUAAUGUCCGAGAAAAUUCAAGUGCUGCCGCGACGGCGACCACGGCUACCAGUCCCGAAAUGGCGUGUCCACAUAUGGCUAACGGCGGCGCUGCGGUGCAUGAGACGAGCGAGUGGCAGAAUGCACUGCCAUACAACGAGAUACCCGGUCCGAAGCCCAUACCCAUACUGGGCAACACCUGGCGAAUGAUGCCCAUAAUCGGCCAAUACACGAUAUCAGACGUCGCGAAGAUCUCGUCACUUUUACACGAACGCUAUGGACGCAUCGUACGCUUUAGCGGUCUCAUCGGGCGCCCCGAUCUGCUGUUCAUAUACGAUGCCGACGAAAUCGAAAAGUGCUAUCGCAAUGAGGGUGCGACUCCGUUCCGACCAUCCAUGCCAAGUUUGGUAAAAUACAAAGGUGAAAUACGGAAGGAUUUCUUCGAGGACAUCGGAGGAGUAGUGGGUGUUCAUGGUGAGCCUUGGCGUCAAUUUCGGUCACGUGUACAAAAGCCGGUGCUACAAUUGUCGACCAUCAGACGUUAUCUGAAGCCAUUAGAAGUGGUCACAAAUGACUUUUUGGAGCGCUGUGAACAGCUUUUGGAUGAGAACUCAGAAUUGCCAGAGGACUUUGACAACGAAAUCCACAAAUGGUCCUUGGAGUGCAUCGGACGUGUUGCCCUCGAUACGCGACUCGGUUGCUUGGAGUCUAAUCUCUCGCCAGACUCUGAACCACAGCAAAUUAUCAUUGCUGCCAAAUAUGCGCUACGCAAUGUGGCAACCCUUGAGCUGAAAGCUCCAUACUGGCGUUAUUUCCCUACGCCACUCUGGACCCACUAUGUCAAGAACAUGAAUUUCUUUGUAGAAGUUUGCAUGAAAUAUAUUGGCAAUGCAACGGAGCGUUUAAAGCAACAAGGACCAAGUCGUGACGGUGAACCCUCGCUGCUGGAAAAAGUCAUACUCGCCGAGAAGAAUGAAAAGGUGGCUACCAUUAUGGCUUUGGAUUUAAUUUUGGUGGGCAUUGACACGAUAUCUAUGGCAGUGUGCUCCAUACUCUAUCAAUUGGCAACACGCCCUGCCGAGCAACAAAAGGUGCGUGAGGAACUCAAACGCGUAUUACCCGAAGCAGACAGCGAGCUUUCCAUACAACGCCUUGACCAAAUGCACUACCUGAAAGCGUUUAUUAAAGAGGUCUUCCGCAUGUACAGCACAGUAAUCGGCAACGGUCGUACUUUGCAGGAAGAUACCGUAAUCUGUGGCUACCGAAUACCCAAAGGUGUGCAAGCCGUUUUUCCGACACUUGUCACCGGGCAAAUGGAAGAAUUCGUUUCUGAUGCGGCAUCCUUCAAGCCAGAACGGUGGUUAAAAGCCAACCAAGGGGGCACCGGUGACCACUUACAUCCAUUCGCAUCCCUGCCAUAUGGAUAUGGUGCCCGCAUGUGUUUGGGUAGACGUUUCGCUGACUUAGAAAUGCAAAUUCUGCUAGCCAAGCUACUACGCAAUUACAAGCUGGAAUAUAAUCACAAGCCUUUGGAUUACGCUGUGACGUUUAUGUACGCUCCUGAUGGGCCACUGAGGUUUAAGAUGACCAGAGCGGAUUAAUUGCAAGCGUAGCAUAUUAAGACUAAUAUUUAAGUGUUCAUUUAUAAUCGAUUUUAUGAAUAAUCAUUCAAUGUAUAUAUAGAGUAAAUGAAAUUUAUUUUAAUUUACUGUAUGAAACAAGUAUAAAAUCUAUCCAUAUAAAUACAAUUUAAUUUAAAACAUCUUAAAUUAAUUAAGAAAAAUGAAAAUUAAAUUGGAAAUUUUUUUGAUGCUAAUUA